UUGGUCGCGCUGUACGUAGCUCAAAGUACAGUUGAGGAACAUGUUGCUAGUUAGCACAUUAGCCACACAGUAGCCAGCAAAUGAGCAUCAAAACCCCCAACAUCUCGACCUAGAGUUUGAUCCAGCUUUGACAGUGACCAGCUUCACUGUUACAUGUAAUUGUAGCAGGACAUGAUAUGGAUAAAACAUUGAUAUCAGGAAAGGAGGCUGUUGAGGACAAAGUGUCAGAAAAUGACACCAGUGGGAAAGUGCAACCAGACGAUGAGGAAAUGGAGGAAACCCAGACCGACUCACCCAGUAGGACUGUAGAGCCGGAUAAAGCAGAUGAGGAACUGGCUGAAAGGCCGUUGCCAGACUCGGUACCUCAAGAUGGGGAUAAGCUCUGCACACUUUGUGGCUUCUUAGCAAAAUGCCCAAGAUCACUGAAAAUUCACUAUGCAAGAAAGCAUGGCAAGAACUCAAAGAACACAGAUAAAACCGCAAAGCCAGCUGAAGAAGGUGAAAAUAUCUCUGACAUGAGUCCAGCUGAAGUCCAACAGGAGAUGGAUAUGGAGACUGAAAGCACUGCUGAUGUUAAACAAAACCUUGAAAAUCUUGAUGAUCUGAGAUCAAGUGCCACUGAUGAUGGGAUAAACACAAAAGGUUCAACUAAAAGGGAGAUGGCAUUAGACAAGCAGGCAGAGAGAAGAGUAAGCAAGCGAACCCCAAAACCCAAGAUCAUUUAUUCCUGCAACUACUGUGGGCAAGAGUUUAGGGACAAGGCUCCUCUAGAUGUGCAUAUCCAGAGAUACCACACCAAAGACACCCCAUACACAUUUGAUGCCGAUGAGAACAUGGGGGAAGAAGAGGAAGCUGAGGAUCCUGGCACCACUGUGAAGACUAUCCCAACACGAGUGGCGCCCAAACGGACACUCAGCAGGUUCCAGCUGAAGUGUGAAAACUGUGAUUUUAGGGUUAGCACCCCUGUGUUACUGGAGAGCCAUGCUCGAAUCAAACACCCAGGCCAGGAAUGGUACCGCUGCAAAUUAUGUAACUUUUAUUCAGCCACAUGUGAAUGGAUGGAAGAUCACCUGUCCUCAGAUAGCCACAUGCAACAUCAAAAUGGAGAGAAAAGCACAGAGUCUUCCUCGUUUGACGAGCAUGUUGAGAGGGUAAGCAAAGACAGUGCUGGAGAUGGUGACAGUAUAGAUGGUAUCACUCCAGUGUCUGUUGCAGAAGGAGUACCUUCUUUGACAGAGGGAGACCAGGAAACUGAGGAGGCAGUAGGGGCUGCUAAAUCUGUUUCUGUUGAGGAGGAAGACUUGGAGCUAGAACCUCCCAGAAAGAAAAGAGGAAGACCAAAGCAAGGAUCCACAACCACUUGUGGAUACUGUGGCCUGGUAGUGUCCAAUGCCACCAACCUCAGUGUCCAUGUCCGCCGUAAACACAGCAAGGAGUAUGGCUAUAGCUGCAACCUGUGCAACUAUAGCUGCGUGACCAAAGGAGACAUGGAUCGUCACUGUAUUACGAAGAAACAUGUAAGACGUGCACAAGAGUGUGCAAAUAAUAACCCGGUCAACAGCCACACAAGUGCAUCAUCCCAGGACCCCACAACUACACAGGCCACUGACGGAGAGCAGGAAUCUGAUAAAACAGGGUCAAAAGAGCAUAGCAGAGAAGAGCAAACUCAGUCAGACGCAAGCCAGAAAAAAACUAAAUAUGACUCUGUUAAUGCUUGCAGUCACUGUGAUUUUGUAGCUCAGUCCAUCCCUUCCCUCCAUCUUCAUGUCAAAAGAAAGCACACCAAAGACUUUGAGUAUGUCUGUCUAGCAUGCAGCUAUUAUGCUGUAACGAGCAGGGAAAUGUCUCGCCAUGCCAACACAGAGAAGCAUAAGCAGAAAAGCCAGAAAUACUUGGAGCCAUUAGGGAGUGAUGGACAAAGAGCUUUGUCGCUCCCUCUGAAGCUGAAGGAGGUCACUGCUGGGGCAAACUCUAACCCUGAAUGUGAACCGUAUAGCCCCACAGAAGAGUCUGAAUCCUGUUCAGAGGACAACCAAGCUAUAGACAAUCAGUCCACAGCUGCACCUUCAGUUCCCACAGAGCCUGUUGAUGCUGUGGUUGGUGUGGCUGGCAGUGCAGAUGAGAAGCAAACAGAGAGUAUCACAUCUUCCACUGGUGGUGAACCAGAUCCAACAAACCAGACAGUCGAAGUAACAGCACUGUCCGAACCCCAGCAGGCUCCAGCAGAACUUCAACCUGCAGUGGAACAACCCGCACAACCAGAAGGCCAGGAAGAACGUCAGGAAGAACGUCAGGAAGAACGUCAGGAAGAACGUCAGGAAGAACGUCAGGAAGAACGUCAGGAAGAACGUCAGGAAGAACGUCAGGAAGAAGGCCAGGAAGAAGGCCAGGAAGAAGGCCAGGAAGAAGGCCAGGAAGAAAGGAGUAAACACGCAGAUGUAGUGAAUGUAGAUGAAAAAAGUGACAGCUCUCAUACAGAUACACAAAUGUCCAAAGCCCCACCCUUUGAUGCCUGCAUUGUAUCCGUAAAGACCCUCGCUGAGCAGGAGCAGGCGCUGCAGGAUGGUCUGACUCUAGAAGGCGAGGCUGCUGUGAUAUGCCUGACUGGGGGAUCACCUGUGACCUCUGGCAUCCUGACCCCCAAUUCUGCUUACGUCAAGAAGCUCAAACCCAAGGAAAUGAGAGUGAGAGAUGAGGCCAAAGGAAACAACGCUCGUAUACGCUGUGAGGACUGUGGCUUCAUGGCCGAUGGCAUCAGCGGCCUCAACGUCCACAUCUCAAUGAAGCAUCCAUCCAAGGAGAAGCAUUUCCACUGCUUGGUGUGUGGCAAGUCAUUCUACACUGAGAGCAACCUGCACCAGCAUCUGACCAGUGCCGCCCACCUCCGCAACGAGCAGAACAGUGUGGAGGAGCUGCCCGAAGGGGGUGCGAGCUUCAAGUGCGUAAAAUGCACUGACCGCUUCGAAACAGAGCAAGACCUGUUUGUUCACAUCAAGGAGAAACACGAGGAGCUGCUGAGAGAGGUCAACAAGUACGUGCUGGAGGACACGGAGCAGAUCAACCGUGAGCGCGAGGAGAACCAGGGCAGUGUGUGCAAAUACUGUGGCAAGGUGUGCAAGAGCAGCAACUCCAUGGCCUUCCUGGCUCACAUUCGCACACACACCGGAUCUAAGCCCUUCAUGUGUAAAAUCUGCAACUUUGCAACUGCUCAGCUGGGAGAUGCCAGGAACCACGUGAAGAGACACCUCGGCAUGAGAGAGUAUAAAUGCGACAUCUGUGGAUGGGCCUUCGUGAUGAAGAAACACCUCAGCACCCACCUGCUGGGAAAACAUGGAGUCGGACAGCGUAAAGAAAGGAAGUUUGAAUGCGAUUUGUGCGAGCGCUCCUUCAGUGAAAAAUGGGCCCUGAACAACCACAUGAAACUGCACAGUGGGGAGAAACCGUAUAAGUGCGCCUGGCCUUCCUGCCACUACGCCUUCCUCAACCUGUCAGCCAUGAAGGACCACUACCGGACACACACUGGUGAAAAGUCCUAUCUGUGUGACCUGUGUGGUUUUGCGGGAGGCACAAGACACGCCCUCACCAAACACAGACGCCAACACACAGGAGAGAGACCCUUCAAAUGUAAGCUCUGCAACUUCGCCUCCACCACGCAGUCCCACCUGUCGCGGCACAAACGUGUUCACACCGGGGAGAAACCGUACCGCUGCCCCUGGUGCGACUACAGAUCCAACUGUGCUGAGAACAUCCGGAAGCAUAUUCUCCACACGGGCAAACACGAGGGAGUGAAGAUGUACAACUGUCCUAAAUGUAACUACGCCACCAACUCUCCCAUGGAGUUCCGCAACCACCUGAAGGAGAGUCACCCUGAUAUUGAGAACCCAGACCUUGCCUACCUACAUGCAGGUAUUGUGUCCAAGUCUUUCGAAUGUCGUCUGAAGGGCCAGGGGGCAACUUUUGUGGAAUCAGAAUCUGUGGAAUCCCCUGUGCGCAAGAAGAGCUCUUCGGAUGCACCUGGCCAUGAUGAGUCUGUCCAGCAGGUCAUCAUCAUCCAGGGCUACGGCGAUGAAGAGGUGACCAUUGACCAGGCCCUGGAGGAGUCAGCUGCUGCCACCCUGCAGACACUGGCCAUGGCUGGCCAGGUGGCGGAGGUGCUCCACAUCACCGAAGACGGACAAGUUAUAGCCUCAGGCAGGGAAGUGGCAUCCGCAGGGGCCCACCUGGCCGGAGGCAGCACCCAGUACGUGGUGCUGGAGUCAGGGGAGGCCAGAGAAGAGCUGCGUGCUGUGGCUAGAGGAGGGGUAGCAGUCGGAGCUGCAGGACAAAGUCACAUUGUGUCAGAAUCAUCCACGGCUUUGGACGCUCUGCUCAGCGCUGUCAGCGAAAUGGGCCAUCAGGAGGAAAUGCAUGGAGAGGCAGCUGUCGUUCAUGAGGUCUUGACCCCAGAGAUGGCCGAGGCUGUGCAGCCUGAGGUGAAACAGGAGCAGGAGGAGGUGCGGGUCAUCCAGGAGGCCGGUCAGGAGGAGAUGCAGGAAGUGCUGCAGCUCGCAGCGUCUCAGAUGAUGAAGGAAGGGCUAACUCAGGUCAUUGUCAAUGAUGAGGGCACUCACUACAUUGUGACGGAGCUGGACAACUGCACCUUACAGGUGGAGGGAGGUGUAUAUGGAGAGGCAGGGGCAGGUGACGGAGAGGUGCAGCAGGCAGAGCAGCAGGCUGGAGAAGAGAUGGUGGUCUACUUGGAUGGGGCACCUCAUAAUAUAGUCCUGGAAGGGUAGAGGAGAGAGAAAUGAACUGAAAGAGGUACAUUUGUCAUUUCAUUUCUGAUUUUCCCAAAAGACAGAAUGUUUGCCAGGAAAUCCAUUUCUAGGAGUCUUCCUCUUCGCUUUUCUUGUUUCAUUUUACAGUUUGAAUUAUUUUCUUCUCAUCAUUUCUGUCUUUUUUUUCCUCUCUUGGGCUAUGCUGAACUCAGGUUAGACAUUGUUUGUUUAGUGGGACAGUGAAGGAAAGAGGUUCUGGUGCUAAGUGAGUUAAUUUGCAAUCCUCACAACCACCAAGACUACAUUAACCACUUGAUUAAUGCCAUGCAACUUUAGGAAAUGAAUAUAUUUCCUCCUGAAAUAUUUUUGUUUUUUUAAAAUGCAUUCAAUAUGCUGAGAGUUUAAUGGCUUAUCAAAAAGGAAAAUAUGUAUUCAAUGGUUUUCUUGCAAAUGCAUUUUGGAUUGUUAUUUUCUCCAUGAAAUUUUUGUUUAGUAUUACUUUAAGCUUUGUUUUUUUGAUGUUAGAGGUUUGCUCAUGUGUCCUAUGACACAAAGGUUUAUUAAUUUCUCUCUUUGUUCUAAUAAUAUUUUUCCUUCCAUCCUUUGUAGUAAUUAGUAUAUUAUUAGUUAUGAACCAAUAUUUUGACACAUUUAAGAACAGAUCUUAUAGAUGUUUUAUGUGUAAUAGUAAAAGGAAUUGAUAAGGAUAUAUUUCAGUUUUUGACAACCCUUCAGCUAUUUGUAAGUUUUUGGAAAACCUCUAAAAACCAUUAAUGCAUUUUCAUUUCUGACAAUAAAGAC
Messenger RNA from Thunnus maccoyii (southern bluefin tuna), 5558 nucleotides. It is a transcript of the gene znf407, whose product is annotated as zinc finger protein 407. Bases 177 to 4775 code for a protein of 1532 amino acids. The record is from RefSeq and is a predicted model, not a curated record. Gene Ontology annotation, cellular component: nucleus. Gene Ontology annotation, biological process: regulation of gene expression. NCBI's taxonomy places the organism in Eukaryota, Metazoa, Chordata, Actinopteri, Scombriformes, Scombridae. Gene Ontology annotation, molecular function: zinc ion binding; nucleic acid binding. The transcript is spliced from 10 exons.